UUUUUGUUGAAUUUCUCAAUAAAUUUCAUAGAAAAAGUGCAGCUGUUUACUGCUUUUAUUAACAAUACCCAUUACUACAGGAUGACGACAAACAACAUUCACGUUGCAUGAAGUGGACUUUCCAUUAUUUCUGAUCGAAGCUGCAUACAAAUAUUUAAAAGGAAGAGAAAUAAAAAAUGUCACAACAACUGUCAAGGAAUAGAGUACUUUUUCGAAUUUUGAAAACUAAAAGCUCAACCGCUAGCAGCAUAUGCGAAAAACUGAAUAACAAUGUAAAGAACAUUGUCCUAUUAUCAGAAGAUGAACUUUGUGAACUGUGGCGACAUGUGAAAACUAUAUUACUAAAGGCACAAAAAUUGUAUAAACAAGCAGCAAAUGAUAAGUGUAAAUAUAUGAAGGAGUUUAAUCUUAUGGUCAAAUUGAUACGUACAAUAACCCUCAUGGCUCUUGAAACAAUUGUACAGCGAAUAUUUAAACCCAAUAUUCUAUUGCAGAACAUAAUGUUACUACAUUCUGCUAUAUUACCAAACAUAAAAGACGAACAAGCUAAAAAUGAAAUAUCCAACUUAUUGGAAAAAUGGUGGAUAUUAGACAUGUUAUGGAAAGAAAAAGUGAUAAUAAAUACAUUGAAAUACCUCAUCCAGAGUUGCAAAUCUUCAUUGCAACAUAUAAAACGUUUAUAUGAGAUAAGGUCAGCUAUUAUGUUGUUAAAAUGCACAGAAGAUGUAAGAAAAUUACUUAAACUUGUUCGAGAAAAAACUGUGAUGUCACUUGAAGAAGGUCGAAUGUUGAUAUUGCAUUUGUUUACACUUGGAGAACAAUAUAUACUGGGAAUUCAUAAUAAUGUAAAAGUAGUGUUACAAAAUAUUGAACACAAUUAUAUUGCUGCUUAUGCAGAUUUGUAUGUAACAGCAUGGUUAAAUGCAACUGAAAAGUUUAAAAAAUUUAUUGCUGAAAAUUGUUUACAAGACAUUAUUUUUCAUUGUUUUCAAGCACGUAGAGAUAGCGCAGGAAGAGGAAAGCUUGGUCAAAAUCUACUUUUAUUUCUUGCUGCUAUGCAUGAUAACAAAAAACGUGCAGCAAGAUUAAUGAUUCACAAUGAAUGUAAAUCUUUAGUUUGGAAAUAUUUAAAGGUAUCUGGUUCUUUCAUCAAAUGUAAUGCAAUAGAGAUUCUCUUUGUAACAAGUUCUGUUCAAUAUACAUUUGUUUCAAAAGACAAAAAUAAAAUCUAUAUUCAAAAAUAUUAUAAAACAAUAACAGAUCUCUUAAAAAAUUUGAAUCCUGAAGUAUGCAUUGUUACUAUAAAUGGUCUGUUUGAAAUGUUAGAAAAAUAUUGGUCUCAUGUUCCAAUUAAUAUUAUUCAGAACUGGUUAAAUAUCUUAUUAGAUCAUACCAAAAACGCUAAUAAUUCUGAAAUAAGAGCAAGCAUUUUUAUUGGUCUUAAAAAGAUAUUAGUUAAAGAACGAUCUCAUAGAAUAGUUAAAGAUUUUCUACCAAAUUUUGCAAAUAGUAUUUACGAUGAAGAUCAAAUGGUAUUAGAAGCAUUAAUUAAACUUCUUUAUCAUGCACAAAAACUUGGAAUACCAUUUUGGAAUAUAAUACCAUUGACCUAUGUUCUUGAUCGUUUAGAGACCACCCAAAAUGUAUUUGUUUUACAAGAAUUGAUAAAACUUGUCUGGUUACGUAUAUCAUCAAAUGGUACACAUUACGAUAAAAUAAAGGAUGAAUUAGCGUAUAUAGCCACACGCAAUAUAAAUGCUAUUAGAAGAUUUUGUUUGCAUUCUAAAUUUAUUAUAAGCUGGGGUACAUCUACAAAACUUAUUGAAACUUUAUUAUCUAUAACAAAAAAGGAAAUAGAAUGUUUACCUGCAGCAAAAAUAUUAAGCAAAAAUUGUAAUAAAAGAGCUAAAAUUAUCAAUAAGGACAGUAACUAUGAAAAUGAUUCUUCGGUUAGCUGUAAUAAAGAUUUUGAUAAUUAUAGAAAUAUAAAUAUGUAUAUUGAUGUUAUUGCUAUGUUAUUAAAGGCGAAUAUUAAAGAUAUAGACGAAGAAAAAUUCUAUAAUGAAGAAAUGAAUAUUUUACAAGUAAUAACGUAUGCUUUACCAGAACUUUUUAAAUAUUUCAGGGAAACCCCUGUAAAGGAUUCAAUAAUAUUUUUAUUUUCUUUAAUACCUUCGAAAUUUUUCCUGAAUAAAAUUGAAGUUACCGAAAUGUUGGUACAACUAUUGUGUGAUCCCAAUACUUCUGACGAAACCCUUCUUUCAAUUGUAUAUCUUCUCAUGAAAUGGAAUAAAGAAGAUAUAAUUUUAUUCACAUUGACGCACCUUUUUACAGAAUCUUUAAAUACAAGUGCGAAACAUAAUCAGAAUACUAUUAAUUGUACAAAUGAUUUUCAAAUUAAUGAGAAAGGUUUAGAAUUAAGUUUACGAAUUUUAAAACAUUUACUACACAUUGAAUAUCAAUCAGUUUUAAUGAAUAAAUAUCAUAAAGACAUGCUUAAAUUUUGGGAAACUUUAUAUAAAUUAAGAAGUUUAAUAGAAAAAGAAUUAAAUAAUGAGUGCAAUAUCAGAAGUCUAAUAUCCAAAGAUAUAAUUAUAAAUUUUUUUAAAGUAUAUAUAUCAAUGAUUACAAUAUUACAUAAAAAAGAUGUAUUUGAUGCAUCAGAACAUUUUUCAGAAGUUUUAUUGUGGCUCAGAAGGACGAUAGUGCCGCACAUAUCGCAUGUAGAUGUGAACAUUAUAGAAAAUCACCAUAUUUGUAUAAAAAUAAUAAAAAAUACUUUUGAUGUGUCAAAUUUACUAGUGAAAGAGUACAAUGCUACUCCAAAACUAUGUUGUGAUAUCGUACUUUUAUACUGCAAUUGUUUAUCAUCAUCAAAUGGUUUCAUUUUUUUAAAUGAUGCAUUUGAUGCAAUAAUGAUGUUAUUAGAUUUUAGUAAAAUGGCUUAUGACAAAAAAGAACCAAAUUUAUUAAAGACUAUUAUACCAAACUUUAUAUGUAUUACGAUGGUUACUUUAACUAGAUAUAACAAAGAUAUAUUAUUUAAAUAUACAAAUAACUUAAAAGUACUGCAAGAAUUAACGCAAAAAUAUUUUUCUGUUGUUAAAAAUACCUUUCAUAACGAAAAUUCGUAUUUUUCAUACAUAACUACUAUGUUUAAUGCUGCAAUCAGUAGUGUAAGUACGGAAAUAACAUGUGAGUUACAAUGCUCACACAUAACGGAAGAAUACAUUUUAAGUAUUCAAUUUCCUUAUUUAGCAAAGAAGAUAUUAAAAAUUAUAUUCAACCAAAAAAAAUAUCAAAAAUUGAGCAUACAAGUAUUAACAAAGACAAUAACAAAUUAUACAAAAAUUGACAUGUUAUCUGCUUUGAUAAUAAUAUAUAAAAUGCUUAAAUUAAAUGAUAAAAAAGUUACUAAUUUACUUAAGAAUGUUACAUUAGCAUCCAAAGUACAUUACCAAGAACAAUCUUGUAUUACUUCCUUUGACAGGUCUGUAAAUGAUGCAAUAAAUGUAGUUACGGAUGCAAUAUUAAAAAAGUAAUAUAACUACCAUUUAUGUAAAUAACUAAUAGAUGCUAGAUGUACGAUGUGCAAUAUAUUUCCAUUUAGUUUUUUAUAUAUUAA
Messenger RNA from Frieseomelitta varia, 3625 nucleotides. RefSeq names its product condensin-2 complex subunit G2-like. The coding region runs from base 177 to 3542 and encodes 1121 amino acids. Gene Ontology annotation, biological process: mitotic sister chromatid segregation. The record is from RefSeq and is a predicted model, not a curated record. The transcript is spliced from 17 exons. Gene Ontology annotation, cellular component: condensin complex; nucleus. Lineage: Eukaryota; Metazoa; Arthropoda; Insecta; Hymenoptera; Apidae.